Staurois parvus is the source of this 627-nucleotide messenger RNA. Lineage: Eukaryota; Metazoa; Chordata; Amphibia; Anura; Ranidae. The record is from the annotation of a GenBank genome assembly.
AUGGGCCCCUGUACCGCCUCCUCAUGCUGCUGCCAGGUCCAGAGUGUGUCAUGGGUCCCUGUACCGCCUCCUCAUGCUGCUGCCAGGCCCGUAAUCUGUCAUGGGCCCCUGUACCGCCUCCUCAUGCUGCUGCCAGGUCCAGAGUGUCUCAUGGGUCCCUGUACGGCCUCCCAUUGCUGCUGCCAGGCCCGUAAUCUGCCAUGGGCCCCCGUACCGCCUCCUCAUGCUGCUGCCAGGCCCGUAAUCUGCCAUGGGCCCCCGUACCGCCUCCUCCUCAUGCUGCUGCCAGGUCCAGAGUGUCUCAUGGGUCCCUGUACGGCCUCCCAUUGCUGCUGUCUCCAUCGCCACACUCUGCCAUGUGCCACUUUCAGGUCUCCUCACACUGCUGGUGGGUUCCAUUUUGUCAUAGGGUGCUGUAUGGCCUCCCAUUGCUGCUGCCUCCACCGCCACACUGUGGCUCCACACUCUGGUUUUGGCCCCGUGACUGCCCAAAUGAGUGAAGUCUGCGGUGAUUUUAAGAUCGACGGCACUCAUCUGCAUGUCAUACUGACUGACAGUAUUAUUUCUCUUCCCCAGCAGACUCCAAGGGCAUUUAAAUUAAAGGUACAGUGUUCUGCACUAAUAUAA